Coffea arabica (coffee) is the source of this 4954-nucleotide messenger RNA. RefSeq names its product alpha-glucan water dikinase, chloroplastic. Gene Ontology annotation, biological process: phosphorylation. Lineage: Eukaryota; Viridiplantae; Streptophyta; Magnoliopsida; Gentianales; Rubiaceae. The record is from RefSeq and is a predicted model, not a curated record. Gene Ontology annotation, molecular function: ATP binding; kinase activity.
GACUCUCUCUGUUUCCGUUUUCCAAUUUCCAAUCUCCGCGAAAAGCUCUCUGGUCAUCAACAGUCCAGUGGUCCACUGUCGCACACAGUACACACACACUCUCCAUUCUUUGUCACCACACCGUCUUCAACCUCGCAUCUGUCCUCCGUCACGUUGCUCAAAUUCAAGGUGUAGAGAUAUGAGCAAUUCGAUAGGGAAUAAGGUGCUGCGCCAAAGUUUUCUUCCUUGGACUGUUUUAGAGCCUCGGAGCAGAAUCAAUUCGACUUCCACUGGUAAAAAUACUUUAUUUUCACCUCAAGCAACUUCUGCGGCACGAAAAUCGCCUAUAUCAACCGAGUUUCACGGCAGCAAAUUGACUGUAAAGGAAAAGAAAUUAUCAAUGGGAAAAGAACGCGGUCUUUCUAGCUUCCCUCGAGCUGUUUUAGCCACCGAUCCUUCUUCGCAGAUUGCGGAAAAGUUCAACCUUGAUGGAAAUAUUGAACUGCAGGUUGAUGUCACGGCCCCUCAUUCAGGGGCCAGACCUGCGGUUGACAUUAAAGUAACACAUGGUGGUGAUGACCUAAUUCUGCAUUGGGGUGCAGUACAAGAUAGGAAAGGCAAAUGGGUGCUUCCUGAUUGUCGUCCAGAUGGAACUAAAGUAUACAAGAAUAGAGCACUUAGAACUCCUUUUGUUAAAUCUGGUGAUAUUGCUUCUCUUAGAAUUGAGAUUGCUGAUCCCACAAUUCAGGCCAUAGAGUUUCUUAUUUUUGAUGAAGGCCAGAACAAAUGGUUUAAGAAUAAUGGUGACAACUUUUCAAUUGGAGUGCCUUCUGGAGGGCCACAGGUUUCAAAUGUAUCAGUGCCUGAAGAUCUUGUGCAGAUUCAGGCAUAUCUGAGGUGGGAAAGAAAAGGGAAACAGAUGUAUACUCCUGAGCAAGAGAAGGAGGAGUAUGAAGCAGCUCGAACUGAGUUACAGGAGGAAAUAGCAAGGGGUACUUCCAUCCAGGACCUUCGAGUAAGGUUAACUAAAAGAAAUGAUGCAAAUGAAAGCAAGGAUCCACCUGUUCCUGAAAGGAGCAAUAUCCCUGAUGAUCUUGUGCAAAUACAAGCUUAUAUACGAUGGGAAAGAGCUGGGAAGCCAAACUAUUCUCCAGAACAACAGCUUAAAGAAUUCAAAGAAGCAAGAAAAGAGCUUCAACUUGAACUACAGAAGGGUACUUCAGUUAGUGAGAUACGAGAGAAGAUUGUAAAAGGAGAAAUACAAACCAAGGUUGCUAAACAACUGGAGAAAAAGAGUUAUUUUACUGCUGAAAGAAUUCGGAGAAAGAAGAGGGACACCACACAACUUGUAAAUAAGUACCCUUCUCGAUCUAGAGAAGAGAGGACCUAUUCAGAACCACAAGCGCUAUCUGCAAUUGAGCUAUUUGCUAAGGCAAAGGAAGAAGAGGUUGAUGGUUCCAUCAUGGACAAGAAAUUAUACAAUCUGUCUGAUGGGAAACUUCUGGUAUUCAGUGCAAGGUCCUCUAGUAAGAUGAAAAUUUAUCUGGCCUCAGAUGUUAAAGAGCCACUUAUUCUUCACUGGGCUUUAUCCCGGAGACCUGGAGAGUGGAUUGCACCCCCUUCAAGUGCAUCGCCCCCUGGUUCAGUUUCUUUGGAUAAAGCCAUUGAAACACAAUUUUCAAAAACUUCUUCUGACAACUUAACUUACAAGGUUCAAUCCCUUGAAAUAGAAUUUGAAGAUGACAAUUAUCUGGGAAUGCCAUUUGUUCUUUUGGCUGAUGGGAAAUGGAUAAAAAACAAAGGAUUCGACUUUUAUGUUGAAUUUGGUGCUAAAACUAAGCAGAUCGAGCAGGCUGCUGGAGAUGGCAGGGGCACAGCAAAGGCUUUGCUGGACAAGAUAGCAGAGAUGGAAAGUGAGGCUCAGAAAUCUUUUAUGCACCGAUUCAAUAUUGCAGCAGACUUGACAGAAGAAGCUAGGAGUGCUGGUGAAUUGGGCUUUGCUGGGAUUCUUGUGUGGAUGAGAUUUAUGGCCACUAGACAGUUGAUUUGGAAUAAGAACUACAACGUAAAGCCCCGUGAGAUAAGCAAGGCUCAGGACAGGCUCACAGAACUACUCCAGAAUGUUUAUAUAGAUCAACCACAAUAUCGUGAAAUUUUGCGAAUGAUUAUGUCAACUGUUGGUCGUGGAGGUGAAGGAGAUGUGGGCCAGCGCAUAAGGGAUGAGAUCCUUGUUAUUCAGAGGAAAAAUGAUUGUAAGGGUGGAAUGAUGGAGGAGUGGCAUCAGAAACUGCAUAAUAAUACAAGCCCAGAUGAUGUUGUGAUCUGUCAGGCAUUGAUUGACUAUAUCAAAAAUGACAUGGACAUCAGUGUUUACUGGAAAACCCUCAAGGAAAAUGGUAUAACAAAAGAACGCCUCUUGAGUUAUGAUCGUGCAAUCCAUUCUGAACCAAAUUUUAGGAGAGAUCAGAAGGAUGGCCUUCUACGUGAUCUUGGGAAAUACAUGAGAACACUGAAGGCAGUGCAUUCUGGUGCUGAUGUUGAGUCUGCAAUUGCAAAUUGCAUGGGUUAUAGAGCGGAGGGAGAAGGCUUCAUGGUUGGAGUGCAGAUAAACCCUGUUUCAGGGUUGCCAUCAGGAUUUCAGGAACUGCUACAAUUUGUUUUAGAGCAUAUUGAAGAUAAAAAUGUGGAAGCUCUACUUGAGGGUUUGCUUGAGGCUCGUCAGGAGCUUAAGCCAUUACUUUUCAAGCCAAAUAACCGCCUUAAGGACCUCAUAUUUCUGGAUCUUGCUCUUGAUUCUUCUGUUAGAACAGCUGUAGAAAGGGGCUAUGAGGAAUUGAAUAAUGCCAGUCCAGAGAAAGUUAUGCAUUUCAUCUCUCUUGUCCUUGAAAACCUCGUGCUUUCAAUUGAUGCUAAUGAAGAUCUUGUUUAUUGCUUAAAGGGAUGGGAUAAAGCACUAGACAUGUCAAAAGGUGGAGAUCAAAGCUGCGCCUUAUUUGCAAAGUCAGUUCUUGACAGGACGCGACUUGCACUUGCAAGCAAGGCAGAGUGGUACCAUCAGUUAUUGCAGCCAACUGCAGAGUACCUUGGGUCACAGCUUGGAGUGGACCAAUGGGCUGUAAAUAUAUUCACUGAAGAAAUGAUCCGUGCAGGAUCUGCUGCUUCAUUAUCUGCACUCCUUAAUCGGCUUGAUCCUAUUCUUCGAAAAACUGCUCAUUUGGGAAGUUGGCAGGUUAUAAGUCCAGUUGAAGCUGUUGGAAAUGUUGUUGUUGUGGAUAAAUUACUCUCUGUCCAGAAUAAAUCAUAUGAAAGAAAAACAAUUUUGGUGGCAAAAUCUGUAAAAGGAGAGGAAGAAAUUCCUGAUGGUACUGUUGCUGUGUUGACACCAGACAUGCCAGAUGUUCUCUCUCAUGUUUCUGUUCGAGCAAGAAACAGCAAGGUAUGCUUUGCUACAUGCUUUGAUUCCAGUAUAUUGGCUGAUCUCCAGGCCAAGGAGGGGAAGUUCUUGCGCUUGAAACCUACUUCCGCUGAUAUAAUUUAUAGUGAGGUAACAGAAAGUGAGCUGAAAAGUUCAAGUAACUUCAAUGAUGCUGGCCCGUUACCAUCUAUUACUUUAGUUAGAAAGCAGUUUGGCGGUAAAUAUGCAAUAUCAUCCAAGGAAUUCACUAGUGAAAUGGUUGGAGCUAAGUCACGGAAUAUUGCAUACCUCGAAGGAAAAGUACCAUCUUGGAUUGGGAUCCCUACCUCAGUUGCCCUUCCAUUUGGAGUUUUUGAGAAAGUUCUUUCAGAUUAUUUGAACAAGGAAGUGGCAGCAAAAGUCAAGGAUCUGAAGAGGAAAUUACACAGAGGAGACUUCCAUGUCCUUGGUGACAUUCGCAGGACAGUUUUGGACCUUGCGGCACCAUCGCAGCUGGUAAAGGAACUUAAAGACAAGAUGCAGAGUUCUGGCCUUCCUUGGCCUGGCGAUGAAGGCCAGCAACGAUGGGAACAAGCUUGGAUGGCUAUAAAAAAGGUCUGGGCUUCAAAGUGGAAUGAGAGAGCAUACUUCAGCACAAGAAAGGUCAGACUUGACCAUGAUUAUCUCAGCAUGGCAGUCCUUGUUCAAGAGAUAAUAAAUGCAGAUUAUGCAUUUGUUAUCCAUACUACUAAUCCAUCUUCAGGAGACUCGUCAGAAAUAUAUGCUGAGGUGGUCAAGGGUCUCGGAGAGACGCUUGUAGGAGCUUAUCCAGGCCGCGCGCUGAGUUUUAUCUGCAAGAAGAAUAGUCUCAAUUCUCCUGAGGUAUUGGGUUACCCCAGCAAACCCAUAGGACUUUUCAUAAGGCGAUCUAUAAUCUUCCGAUCAGAUUCCAAUGGUGAAGAUCUUGAAGGAUAUGCUGGUGCUGGUCUCUAUGACAGUGUUCCAAUGGAUGAAGAGGAGAAAAUUGUGCUUGAUUACUCCUCAGACCCAUUAAUCACUGAUAGCAACUUCCGCCAAUCAAUCCUCUCUAACAUAGCACGUGCAGGAAAUGCGAUUGAAGAGUUGUAUGGAUCUUCUCAAGACAUUGAAGGUGUGGUAAAGGAUGGAAAAAUAUAUGUUGUCCAGACCAGGCCCCAGAUGUGAGCUAAUGUCCUGGUUUGUUCGUCUUAUGCAUCAAUAUACAGAAGAAUAUUUACUUGUUUGCACUAGAUAUGGCCGUAUAAAACAAUUCAACAACCACAACCCUCAAUACUCAUCCAGAAGGGGUGGUGGUCUUAGGGGUCUUGUGGGCAAAGCGAACAAGAAGGUGGAGCAGUAACUAAUGGGACUUGAGGGUGAAGUUGGUACGGAAGCUGAACGUUGCCAUGCAAAUUUAUAACACGAAACCCAUUUUUCUGGGACAUUUGAUUGAUAUCCAAUUCUAUUGUUGUUGUAAUAAUAACAAGUCCCAUCAAGAGCUGUAAUGGAUAUUACAAUGUAAAAGUUCAAUAUGAUUAAUAUAUAACAGAAAUUUAUUUCCCA